Messenger RNA from Triticum dicoccoides, 1051 nucleotides. RefSeq lists its product as uncharacterized. Bases 186 to 719 code for a protein of 177 amino acids. The record is from RefSeq and is a predicted model, not a curated record. The transcript is spliced from 2 exons. NCBI's taxonomy places the organism in Eukaryota, Viridiplantae, Streptophyta, Magnoliopsida, Poales, Poaceae.
CGGAAGUGACCCCGAUCAGCGGGUCGGUGUUUCGUGCUGCGGGAGACAUCCAACACUUCCAGGUGGUCUUGGUAGGCACAGAGGUCGACAAACAACAACACACGCGGGCAAUCGCCUGUGUUUACUCAUCAGAGACUGGCGGUUGGGGUGAUAGAAUCUCAACACCGCUGCCAUCCAGAGCUUCUAUGGGUGAACUUCCUAACAAGAUUAACAUGUACUUCACUGUCAGUGUUCUAGUUGGGCAUUCCCUUUAUUGGUUGCUUAGGCACAUAUCGGCAGGAACUUGCACAUUGGAUGGGAUCCUUAAGUUUGAUUUGGAGAGGCAGAUCCUAGCUGUGAUACCAGCGCCAGUGGAUAUUGCCAAGAAUAAUAUUGGUCAACUCCAGGUUAUGCGCGCAGAUGGUGGUGGCCUUGGUAUUCUAUUUCUUUCAAAAUUAAGGGCUCAGUUAUGGAAGAGGGAGACUAAUUCUGAUGGUGUUGCUUCAUGGUUGUUGGGAAGAACUAUUGAACUGGAUAAGCUACUUUCCAUGAAUUCAAAGAAGUAUAGAGGGCCUGUAAUGAUACAAGGUUUUGCUGAGUACAAUAAUGUGGUGUUCCUACGGACAACUAUUGGUGACUUCAAGAUCCAGCUUGAGUCACUGCAGGUCAAGGAAGUUCCCAAUAGCCGCAUCUUGACUCUCUAUUAUCCAUUCGAAAGUGUCUAUGCUGCAGGUAUCUAGAGAGGCAGAGAUGGCUUGUUGGGCGUUCUUCUGUUGCGUGUGGCUGAGAUGAAAUGACUUGUUGGGUGUCCUUUUGCUGUGCUCCCUCUUCGUACUAUGGAGCACACACCGGUGAACUGUGCAGUGGGCUUGCAGGAAUUUAACUGCGUAAUUUGCUAAUCCGUGUCUAUUAUGUUGUGUUGAACUUUUAUCUGGUCCUGGCUACUGAAUGCUGAAUGUUGAGCUGCACCUGCCUGCCUGGUGCCAUUUUCGUUUUUUCUUAAUUUCUUCGAGAUGCGUUGGAUGAAGGAUUCACUGAGUUGGCAAUCGUCUGAAGUAAUUAUUCCAUGAGU